Molecule: messenger RNA, 6325 nt
Organism: Clupea harengus (Atlantic herring)
Lineage: Eukaryota; Metazoa; Chordata; Actinopteri; Clupeiformes; Clupeidae
Product: sodium-coupled neutral amino acid transporter 3-like
Exons: 23
Coding region: 713-2431 (572 amino acids)
Biological process (GO): asparagine transport; L-glutamine transport; histidine transport
Cellular component (GO): plasma membrane
Molecular function (GO): L-glutamine transmembrane transporter activity; L-histidine transmembrane transporter activity; L-asparagine transmembrane transporter activity
Source: RefSeq, a predicted model, not a curated record
CAGCAAGAACACUCCAUGUUUUCAACAGUUAAGCACUGGUGUGUGACAAAAUAGGUUAACACAUUUCAUUAUACUGCACGUAUUAGCAUGGGAUAUGAUGUCUUCCGUAUUAACUAUAUAUUAACCGUAUAUUAUCUAAUAACUAAGUUAUAGCAAUCACUGGCUAUAUUAUUUUUCAUAAUUUGAUUCAAAUUUUUUUUUUUACCGACUACAACUCCUGAAUUUACCCUUGAGAAGUACCACAUGAGCAAGCUGAACGAGAGAUGUGCGUGUAUUAAGUAUUCGUGCGCCAUAGUUCUGGAUACACAAUGUUAACAAUGAUUGGAGGUUGCUCUGGUAGGCGGAGUACUCAGACCCUUAACGCAGCCCACUUUAAACCGCUUCCAGUUAAAUUGUACUGUGCAACACUCAGAAAUUAGCCUAUCAUUGAGGAAAGGCAUUGCACGCGGAUCGCAUUGUUAAUUCAUUGGGUCUGUAGGAGAAGAGAGCACGAGACACCGUGAACAAGACAACGCAAGGAAGAGACGGGACUCGUGGGGAGCUAUUUGGAAUCUCCCGGGGGACGGUAUUCCGAAUUGCCACCUGUGUCAACCUAGUAGCAACCUCUUUUCCUGCCAGGCUGACUCAGAAAGAAGGUACUCAGAAAAAAAACCUGAGGGGACAAAAGGAGGCCAGUCACCCCUACCCCACACACUCACAGAGGGAUCAUUAGAUGAACCCGUCUGCAACCAUGGAAGCUGAUCCAUCCGAGAUGAACGCCAUUCCCAAUGGCAAGGGACACGAGACCGCCGAGGCGACAACCUCUCCCGCACAAGAAACUGUAUCCAGCUCUACCCAUAAUUCAACGGAAACAGCUCCUAGCGCUGCACAAACUGCCACGGAAAAUGUCCCUAAUAAUACUCAGACUGGCACGGAAACCGUUCCCAAUAGCACCGAAAACACAACGGACACUGUCCCCAAUAGCACAGAAAAUACUACGGAAAAUGUCCCUAAUAACACUCAGACAGCCACUGCCAGCAGAACUGAGGACUCUGAGGCCAAUCUGGCGGAGAGCCAUGAGUUUCUGUCCCCAGUUGAUGACAAGAAAAACCCUCGCUUCACGGAUUUUGAGGGAAAGACCUCAUUUGGAAUGUCUGUGUUCAACUUGGGAAACGCCAUCAUGGGUAGUGGAAUUCUGGGAUUGGCGUACGCCAUGGCCAACACCGGCAUCGUCUUGUUUUUGUUCCUGCUGACGGCAGUGGCUGGCCUCUCCGCCUAUUCCAUUCACUUGCUGCUCAAGUGCUCAGGCAUUGUGGGCAUCAGAGCAUAUGAACAGCUGGGUUACCGGGCUUUUGGAACGCCAGGCAAAAUGGCUGCCGGCAUCGCAAUCACCUUGCAGAAUAUAGGAGCCAUGUCCAGCUACCUGUACAUCAUCAAGUAUGAGCUUCCCCUGGUCAUCCAGGCCUUCAGCAAGGUGGAUACACCAAACGGUGAGUGGUACUUGAAUGGGAACUACCUGAUUAUCAUAGUGUCCAUCACUGUGAUCCUGCCCCUGGCCCUGAUGAAGCAGCUCGGUUAUCUGGGCUACACCAGUGGCUUCUCUCUCACCUGUAUGGUCUUCUUCCUGUGCUCUGUCAUUUAUAAGAAGUUCCAGAUCCCCUGUCCUUUUGAGGAGUUUUCCCUCAACAAGACGAUGAUCAGUCUGAUGAACGCCACUGUGAUAGCUGAACCCCGAGGCAUUGAUGCAGGGGACGAUGCAUGCAUCCCUCGUAUGUUCAACAUCAACUCACAGACAGCCUACACAGUCCCUAUCCUGGCAUUUGCUUUCGUGUGCCACCCCGAAGUCCUGCCCAUCUACACGGAGCUCAAAAACCCCACCAAGAAAAAGAUGCAGCAUGUGUCCAACAUCUCCAUUGCAGUCAUGUACACCAUGUACUUCCUGGCUGCUCUGUUUGGAUAUCUGACCUUCUAUGGUGAAGUGGAGCCUGAGCUCCUCCACACCUACAGCAGAAUCGACCCGUAUGACACUCUCAUCCUGUGUGUGCGUCUCGCCGUGCUCACAGCUGUCACGCUCACCGUACCCAUAGUGCUCUUCCCGGUGCGUCGAGCCAUCCAGCAGAUGCUCUUCCCCAACAAGACGUUCUGGUGGCCAAGGCACAUUGCCAUCGCCGCUUGUCUGCUCACCGUCAUCAACCUGCUGGUUAUCUUCGCCCCCAACAUCCUCGGCAUCUUUGGGAUCAUUGGUGCCACGUCUGCCCCCUGCCUCAUCUUCAUCUUCCCCGCUACCUUCUACAUCCGCAUCGUGCCCAAAGAAGAUGAGCCCAUGCGCUCUCCCCCUAAGAUCCUGGCUGUCUGUUUCGCCAUCCUUGGUGUCCUGUUCAUGACAAUGAGCUUGAGUUUUAUCAUCAUCGAUUGGACAACAGGGAGCAGCAAGGCCAGCAGUGGUCACUAAGCCCCACCCACCAUCACGUGUGUGUGGGGGGGGCGUGUUUUAUUUUUAUAAUUUAAUAUUUAUCUCCUGUGUAUCAUUUUGAGUCAUUACUGUAGAGGAUGCACCGUCUCUCUCUCUCUCUCUCUCUCUCUCUCUCUCUCUCUCUCUCUCUCUCUCUCUCUCCAUGGAAAGUUGAGGCAUGGCCAGUGUACAGCAGGGGCUUUCAGAGGCCUGGAUAGUUAUUGCAGUUAUUCCAAAACGUUUGUUUCUCGUGUCCUUGGCCUCCUCUCAGAGCCACGUCGUCUGUAUCCAUGUCCGUGCAGGUGCCCUGCCAAAGUAACCCUGCUCCAAAAUAAGCAAUCGCAACUUUCCAGGAACAAAAAAGGAUGGUGCAUUCUCUCCCAAAAAAAACAAAAAAACAUCUCAAACAUCUAAAUUCUCAAGCAGGCUUGCUAAAACUAGCCCCAUCUCUCAUCUCCCAUCUCCCAUCUCCCAUCUCCGUGGCAAUCCUCAGUGUUUCUAUUGCGUGUCUCUUUGAUGUGACCUCUCACCUUCAUGAAUGCGAAACCACCACAGUCGUCCAGGAAGUGUCUUUGGGAGCGCCGGAGCCUCAAGCGACGGGAGGCUGGAUGGGUUUACUUUCAAAUCAUUCUAGGUACCUGUGGUGCACCGGUCAGCUGUAAUAAGUUAUUAUUAUUGUUAUUCUCUAGCACAUUGUAAUACUCUGUGCAAUAACUGAAGGCGGGGUUUGGCAAUGAAAGCUAUCUGACUGAUAAGAUGUUUCCGUGGCAACACAACCCUUUGCGGUUUUUGUUUGUUUCUUUUUGUCGUCAUGAUCCACCCCAUUGCGUUAGUCACAUGUUUUUCCAGACUACCAUUUCUGAAAUAUCCCUGAGGAGUACGAUGAACACAGCAUGCAGCAUACGUUCACACAGUAUGCAGAAUAUAGAGUGUCAAAUAGAUUUACAUGAACCAAUGCUCCUCGUUACACUUGAUAUAGAGUCUGUGCUUGUAUCUCAUAAAAACCAUCAAGGCUCAGUGACAUCACAGCUUGUCCUUGCUUUCUAUCUACUCUUCUUCCAGGAAAGCGUUUUAGUGUCGGUAACACUUUUUAUGGAAGGUUCCGUGUUAUUUUAAGAACAUCCUCUGGUCUCAUUUGUGUGUGUGGGUGUGUGUGUGUGUGUGUGUGUGUGUGUGUGUGUGUGUUAGCUGUUUCCUGUAUAUCAGUAUCUCUAUUUGAUGUUUGGGUUGAAAACACUUGUAACCUCUGAUUCGCGAUUGCCGUCAUUACAUCUCUGUAAACAGGUGCUGUUUGUUUUGUAGUCGGCUGGUUUCGGUGAGUAGUGACCGGUGUUUAAAUGGAAAGGCUUGGGGAUCUUUUUCCAUGGUGGUGGUUGGUGGUGGUGUUAUCGUGUUGUUUCUGAGUAUUACACAGAAAGUAGUCAGAGAUAACCAAAAAAGUAUGUAAGUAUACAAACAGAAGUAUAUAGAUAAAAUAUAUAAGAGAAUUUACAGGGUCCUCUCUUCUCAUGCAGAGUUUAAGAAAGAUGUAUGUAAAAGAACUGUUGUGCUUAGAGACUCAAUUCACCUAGAGUUUGAGUUGUGUUCUCGACACUUUUAGCAGCUGCUCUGUGUGUGUGUUUCUGUGUAAGUGUGUAUGUGGUAUCUGUGUGCAUGAUGUGUAUGUAUGUGUGUGUGUGUGUGUGUGUGUGUGUGUGUGUGUGUGUGUGUGUGUGUGUGUGUGUGUGUGUGUGUGCUGGCAGGUAUAAUUGCAGCACUAGUUUCCAGGUCCACCCACACAUCGUGAGGGAUUAGGGCGGUUUCUGCUCGUCCAAACUCGACGGGGUAACAAAAAAAUCUGUGGGAUUAAGUUUUGAGAUUGGAUUGAAUUUUGUUAGGUUUGACCUCAUUCAGAAAAGGUCACUGCCUGUCUGUAAUGCAUGGCUGUGUAGCGGUGAUCAGAGACUAGCUAUAGCACUUUCAUCCUAAAGCACAACAGUUUAGAGCCAUUAAUCAACUGACAGGGUGAAGAAAUUAUGAUGUGUGAAAAUACUCAUAGGUUAAUACGUUUUGUAGGUAUAAUUACAUGGCAUAUUGGUUGUUUCGUUUAACUAAUCUUUAAGAGAAAUGUGGUAAUGAAAUUCUUAAUAAGGCACAAGAAAAUUGCUCUAAGAAAAUGUUGAAUUUGUCGUCUAACAUGGUACAAGAAUGUUUUUGAUUAUAACCAGUGCUUUCCGUCCCUUAUGUGUGUGCUGCCCCGUGUGAAGCGGCCAUUGCCAUUUACAGUGUUAACAUUGUGGUGUGACCUCCGUCCUCUUCCUCAAAGUACUGGGGAAACUAUAAGACUCAUUCAUUGGAUGUCCUGUAAGGAUCAGUAAGUGUUAUUUUAAAAACGACGAGGAAAAAGAAAAUGCAAAAAAAAAAAACUUAAACAAAAUGUAGGUGUAUUAAAACUGUCCUUUUUAAAAAAAAAAUUGUGAGAUUUCCAAUGGAUAGAUGGACCAUGUGUUUAACUGCAUUAUUAAUCUCGGAUCAGAUCGAAGGCCUGGAGCAGGAAGUUUGCAGUACACCAUAUCACCCAGUCCCCCCCCCCUGCUCUAAGCAUACAGAGCAAAAUUGAAUAAAGGAAGUAUAAAUAAAACUCAAUAUAGAUCAUUGCAUAGGCUUGUCAAUGCCUGAAUGGUUCUAAAAAUGAUCUGAGAUCAGUCAACUCAUUGUUGUUUUUCUCCAUGUUGGAUAUGUACACGCUACAACACAGAGUUUGGUAAUAAUACUAUAAUACUGUUCCUCAUAUUUUUUAUAUAUUUUAAUGUUUUUGGUUUUUCUUUGUUUAAAAAAUGGUUUUGAAUCACAAAACCUUUUUUCUCCCCUUGGUCAUUGAUUUAAGACCAAGUGUAUGUGCGUGCAUGUCAGUAUUCAGAGACAUGUCAGUCAAUAUCAUUUCCUUCUCGCAUUUUCUAUGUGCGGUCUACUGCCACCCACCUCUGGUGUGUCAUGGUCUCAUUCUUGCUGCAUUUGUGAUGAAUGUUGAGGACUUGCCCCUCAGUUUUGAUCCUCUUGUUGGAAAUAGACCAGACCCACAUGAUUCAUUCAUGUUCAACAGACUGGCAGUGGGGGAGAGUAGUCAGCCAAACUCCAGUACGGUCUCUUGGCAUAAAGAGUCUUAGCCAAGCUCCAGUACUGUAUCCUGGCAUAAAGAGUCUUAGCCAAGCUCCAGUACUGUCUCCUGGCAGAAAGAAAACCUGAGCUUGUCUUUUGGUUGACAUUGUGAGAGCAAAACUCUAGUUAGUACUUAAAAUCACAGUGGCAAUUCAACUUAAUCUUAAUUGUACCGUAUCAGAUGGCGCAAAUUGAACACAGCUGCUCUCAUCAAAUAAUAUAUAGUAUAUAGCACCAGACAUGGACGAUCUGUCACCUGAAAAGAGCACAAUGGCCAUUUGGCCAAAAUAGCAUUUGAAAGAAAUGGGUAGAGGUGAAGCACAAUAGUUACUGUUGAUGAGCGCUGGUGGGAGGGGUUUGAAAGUCUGGACAAUUUCCAACAAAACCUUUCAUGUGUCUGGUAACCAGGUCUUAUUAAUUUCACUCUUUACCCUUUGUGAUUCAGUGAAAAUAUAUAUAAAAUAUAUGGGCGAAUAACAAACUUGUAUGAGUUUUGACUUACGUGGCAGCAUUUAUAAAUAAUGUAUAUAAAUGUAAACCCUUUAUAUUCGAUAUGCACAUCUAGUUUGUACAUUGUAAAUAGAAGGAGCAGGUUUAGCCAGAUAUUAAAAAGAAACAAAUGUAAUAAUUUUUAAAGUGCUUUUUAAAAAGCCUUCAAUUUAUGUCUUUAUUUUCUGUUAUCUCCAAGCAUUGAGUACAUUGCUGGCAGUUAUUGUACUGUAAACAAUGUUGAAAUAAAAAAGACGGAAAUCAUGA